AUUUUCGGUGAUUUGAAUUAUAGAAAGAAGUGGAACGAUGAGCGAUGAUCAAGAGCGCAAAUUCUUCCAAGAACUCCGCGAUGAAGACUGCAUUUCGAGGUCCUUGCUCCACCUCUCCACCACCGCCCACCACCAAUCAACCACCGUCGUUCCGCCCUCUGAUUGCACCACCACAUGUAGCAAUCCCAUCAAAAGACACUCCAUUUUAUCGCCAUCAUCGUCGUCGCAACAACCAUCUUGCAGAAGGGCCACUCUCCAUCCCCCUUCUUCCCCCUCCACCACCGCCGCUGCCGCCGAUUACCGCCUCCUUGGCUUCACCAAACUCCCACUUCCACACCCUUUUCCUGCCGCUUCGCCGCCCCCUCUCCGCCGCACCAUUUCCGAGCCCAUAUACUCCACUGACACCUUCAAUUCUGCCGGCCCGCCACCGCAAUUUUCGGGAUUUCCCACUUCUCCAGGCCCAGUCUUGAACCAACCACUACAAGAAAGUUCCAACAGAAAUACUGUUCAAGAAUCAUAUACACUUCCAGAUACACUGCCAGUUAUCCACCGCACUGUUUCUGAUCCCAAUCUCAUCCGCAAUCAGCAGGUGGUAUCUGGCAGCGGAACGCCUCCGCUCCCACCUCUGUCAAGAAAUGUUUCGAGGUCUCCGAGUCGUGGAGAGAGCCCUAGUACCAAACAGAGGCUGAAAAGAAUGAGGGACCGGCUGAAAGAGAUGAGCCAGUGGUGGAAUCAAGUCGUGCGUGAAGGUGAAGAAGACGAAAAUGAGACCGAAAAUUAUAGCACUGACAACUUUACCAAUGUCCGAGAAGAAUCUGAGAAUGACAUGGAAAAUCCUCCACAGGAAGCUGUGUGGGUCGAGAAGAACGGCGAGUCCCUAAUCCUCCACUUCAAGUGCCCUUGUGGUAAUGAAUAUCAGAUUCUUCUUUUUAGGCAAAACUGCUACUACAAAUUGACAAAUUACAAAACCCACUGAAGUGAUCAAUUUCGAUGCAAGGACGCUACCUAUCAGUUCAUUCCAUGCAUUCAUCACUCAAGAGACUCUUAGUUGCAUGUGUAAAGUUGGUUCAUGGAUUGUGCCUCUGACAGACAAAAUAUUCCAAGACAAAGACAAUGGUUCUUCUGCUUUCCUGCUGUUUCACUUUUGGCUGAUGGGCAAAAUUAAAUAAAGGUAGCAUACUUAUAUAGUUUCUCCACUUCUUGUGGAUGAAAAAAUGAAGUUUUCAGUAAAGAGUUGUGAUGACUUUAAUUGUUUCUCGAUUGAUCAUAGUGUAAUUCAAGAUAACUUUUAC
This is a messenger RNA of Sesamum indicum (sesame), 1292 nucleotides long. The record is from RefSeq and is a predicted model, not a curated record. Lineage: Eukaryota; Viridiplantae; Streptophyta; Magnoliopsida; Lamiales; Pedaliaceae.